Messenger RNA from Chrysochloris asiatica (Cape golden mole), 618 nucleotides. It is a transcript of the gene GML, whose product is annotated as glycosylphosphatidylinositol anchored molecule like. NCBI's taxonomy places the organism in Eukaryota, Metazoa, Chordata, Mammalia, Afrosoricida, Chrysochloridae. Bases 1 to 618 code for a protein of 205 amino acids. The record is from RefSeq and is a predicted model, not a curated record. The transcript has 3 exons.
AUGUGCCUCUUGGUCUUGCUCAUGGCCUCGGGGCUGCCCCUGGCAGUGACCAACUUCACCUUGCCAGUGGCGGAAGCGAACCUUACCUGGCCACUGGCAGAGUCCAGCAUUAACAAGUCACUACUAAUGGAGACCAGUUUCACCCGGCCACCAAUGGAUACCGGGCUAAUCCAGUCACUGGCAAACAUCAAUGUCCCUGAUUCUCAGAGAAAAUGGACAUACAAUGUGGUUUGCCAUUCCUGUGCAGUGUUGAACACCUUCACUUGCAAUACGUUUCAGACCUGUGAUUAUAACACCAGGCGCUGCAUGAUCGUCGCCAUCCGUUUGAACCUUCGUAAUCUCCUUGUUUACAAGGGCUGUGCAUUCAACUGCACAUUUACAUAUGCAUCUCAACAGCCCCCUGAAGCACCAAGAAAAAUCACCAGAAAAAACAAUUUCUAUUAUGUUCAUUGUUGUGGAGUUAAUCGGUGCAAUUUUGGAGGACCUACUAAUGUGGAGAGGGACAUGCUCCCAUUCCAACCAAUUGAGGAGAAUCUUCCAGAAGGAACCGUGCCUUUAGGCGAAUCAACCCUGUUUCUGAGCCUUGUCUCCAUCAUUAUCAACAAUGCGUUGACUUGA